CACAGUCACAGCCAUUUAAAAAUGUCGCCGCUGCUUCCGCUGGCAUCUCUACUCAUUUUGGCCAACCUGGUGGCAGCUCGACCCUAUUCCUAUGACCCAAGGGCAGAAGCGCCGCCUACGAGGUUAGUCAACCGGAUUGUGGUGCAGUCCCCAUCGCUGGACAACCUGUACAUGGACUACGUGGUCACGUCCAAGCCGCUGAAUCUGCGCAAGUACAACAAGAACGGCAGUAAGGCGAAAAAAACGAAAAAGGAUUCGAAAAUAUAUUACAUACCCGUACCCCCACUGCCCUUCCGCCACAUACCCGGCAUCGGUCUGGACUAUCAGCCGAUGAAAAUCAAUCCCAUCCUCCCGUCCCAGGAGGCGGAGAAGACGACGACGAACAGGCCAGAGGUUCGUCCAUCGACGACGACAUCCAGGCCCGAUCUGGACCAUCGGAGUCCUAGUAAAGUACUCCGAGUGCAGCACCACAAGGAUUACUACUUCAAUGGACGCCCGCAUCGACUGCAGGUGGCCCAUGCCGGAAAAAAGUCCGGACUGACGGCCCUCAACCUCAAGUCCAACUUUUACUAUAACAAAAACAUUAUUUAUUAG
Molecule: messenger RNA, 594 nt
Organism: Drosophila takahashii
Lineage: Eukaryota; Metazoa; Arthropoda; Insecta; Diptera; Drosophilidae
Source: RefSeq, a predicted model, not a curated record